UUUGUUUCUUAGGAAUUUCUUCAAAUUUCUGAAUCGUUGAUAACAUUUGGGUUUUUUUUUUUUGUUACAAAUCCUAGUACAAAACUUUCUAAUAGUCUGAGAAGAUUGUCCGCCGCAGCCACGGUUUCUCUUUCUCUCUCUCUCUGACGGGUUCAUUAAAUCAUGAUUCAUUAGUUUAUUUUGUUGUUUGAACUUUGAAGUUUUGAACAUUGGAAGUUUGGAAUCAAUGAUCAUAAACUAUCCAUUUGUAAAAUUUGUCAAUACGUGGUACUUGUAGGAUCAACGGGUUUUAAGGGGGUUUAAGCUGUAAAGACGACUCUAAGUCGGUAAACAUUGGAAGCUCAUCUUUUUGUAAGCCUAAGGUUACCCCUGUAGAGCACUGUCUUUAGGUAUCAGUUAACGAGUCCUUGAAAAUAUUUACUAUUGAAUUUAUAUUUCACUUUGAACUUGUUUUUACGUCCAUGUUUGUGGGUUCGCUUGCUUGUACUUUUUUUCUCUGAUGUGCGUAAGUUAUGCCCUACCUACCCCAAGGAAAAAAAAUUCAUGUGUGCAUACUUUGGUUGUUUUUAUGAACCCGAAGAUGAUAACUUUAGAAUGUUCGAUGGUUAUUACUAUGUUUUUCACCAUUUCUUUUUUUUUUUUUUUUUUACCGAAAUGUGCUGUUUUUUCCCUAUUCUAAUUUAGCGACCAAAUUGAAGAAAAGGGAUCUUGGAAUUAUUUGCUUUAAAGCUUGCUUAGUUGUUCCAUAGUAAGGUAAACUGAUAAGUUAAGUGCAACUGAUAAGUUAAGUGCACAUUUCAGGGUUAUGGGAUCAUCAAAUAUCAGAGAUUUGUUGACAUCAUUUAGUCCUUCUUUAGACUUCUUUGCCAUAAGCUCUGGAGAUGGUCGAAUUAAGAUCUGGGAAACUUUGAAGGGCCAGAUACAGACUGAAUUCUCAGACAUCACCUCAACUGAUGAGAUAAAUAUAUUAACAAGACAUGAAAGAGGGCACCUUUCAGUUGAUUAUACAUGCAUGAGGUGGUUAUCUUUGGACAGAAAGAGAAAAAGGAAGCUUGGUUACUCGUUGUUAGUCUUAGGAACAGGUAGUGGUGAUAUUUUAGCACUGGAUGUCUCUGCUGGUCAAUUGAAAUGGAGAAUUAGCGACUGCCACCCUGGGGGUGUUAAUGCCAUUUCAUCUCCUACGAAUGGUUCCUGUAUUUAUACUGCAGGUGCUGAUGGCAUGUUAUGUGAAAUUGAUUCUCUGUCGGGAAACCUGUUGCAGAAGUUCAGAGCUUCUACAAAGGCAAUUUCCCGUAUAUCUGUUUCGUCAGAUGGGAAGAUAUUAGCAACUGCAUCUGCACAGUUGAAGAUUUUCAAUAGUUCUGAUUACAAAAAGAUGCAGAAGUUUUCUGGGCAUCCUGGGGCUGUUCGCUGUAUGAUUUUUUCUGAAGAUGGGAAGUACAUUCUCUCCUCUGCUGUUGGUGAAAGAUAUAUAGCAGUAUGGAGGAUAAGUGGCAGCAAAAAGCAGUCAGCGAGCUGUGUUCUUGCAAUGGAGCACCCUGCUGUAGUACUUGACAGCAGGUGCAUUGAUAAUGGGGAAGCCAGUGGUGCAGGUCUAUAUGUUUUGGCUAUUUCAGAAGCUGGGGUUUGUUAUCUUUGGUUCGGUCAGAACAUUGAGGAGCUACGCAAUAACAAGCCCACAAAAGUCUCAUUGUCUUUUGAGGACAUGCUAUCUAUAAAUCAUAAGGGUGCAUUACCUACAAUAUUUGCUGCAAAAUUACAAGCCAUUACCAAACCUAUGUCUGGGCAGAUCUUUGUUGCUUAUGGGUUGCCAGUAAAGCCAUCCUUUCAGAAGAUUUUAGUGCAUUCUGGCUCAGAUAUAAGGUUGAAUAUCUCCAAUGAUGGGGUUCUUCUACCAAUUAGUCAAUCUCGCAUCAAAUCUAAGAAAGGAUUAGAUUUUCAAAAUAGAGUUACUGCAUUAGACCGCGCAAAUGCGGAGGAUGCCGUACUUCCUAUUCCGAAGAUUUAUUCUCAUGAAAAAAAGAAAACAUAUACAAAUAUGAUUGUUGAGCCUGAUGAGGUAACGGCUCAUUCGAGUGGCAGUAACAGUCAAGUCAAGCUUGUAGAGAGUGAAGAUGACAUGGAUGAAGUAGAAGUGGAAACUGAAGCAUUUUGCAUGGAGGACAAGCUGAGAUCAUUAGGGAUACUUAGUAAUGGAGAUGACCUAACAUUAGACUGUACGGUUGAUUUUGCAACAUUCAAGGGUGUUAAUCUUGAAUCUGAAAUGCCACCGAAGAAGAUAAGGGCAUCUGUUCUAUCUAUGGACCCUAGUGAUGCAUACAAGUUACUGCAAGUGUUCGUGUCCAAGUGGCAAUUUAGGACAUGCAGUGGAAAGUAUGCCCUUCCAUGGAUAUAUCAUAUACUUUUGAAUCACAGUCAUCAUGUUAUGUCUCAGGAGCCGACAAGCCAGAUACUCAACUCCUUAUACAAGAUUACUAAACCCAGAGGUGCUGCCAUCCAACCUUUAUUACAAUUAUCGGGUCGUUUGCAACUUGUGAUGGCACAGAUUGACAGGGCUUUGCAGAACAAAACUCGGAUUUCGGCAUAUGAUAGCCAAAUAAAUGAAAGUGAAGAUCAGGGUGAAGAAGUUGAUGAAACUCUUUAUGGAGAAGAAGAUGAUGAAUCUGAAUUAAGCAGUGAUGACAAUAGCUAGGUGCAUUGUACCAUAUGAGGUAAAUACUACUAAGAACAAUGAGAUUUUAUUUUUCCUUUGUUCUAGAAGCCUAUAUAAUUAGGAGGUAGACAGCUUGGAAGAGAUAAUUAUGUGAGCAUCCAUCCGUGAGCUUUGGUUGACAUUUUCAAGGCCUGGUAAGGUACUUGGAGUUUGAUCUCAAGGUUUUAGUCAUGCUUGGAGUAAAGGUCAUAAUCCUCAUGUAGGCAAGGCUGCUGAAAUCUAUGGAUGAGACAGUAAGGGUGUCCUUUCUACCAGUUUCAUGUUGAUCAAAAGAGGGUUAACAAAUGGUGCAGGAUGUACAUCAAUUUGGACCAGGUUGUUUACCAAUGGUGCCAAAUUAACCGACUUCAAACCUUUCUGUGGUCAGGCUGAUUCUCGCCUUGUCUUAUUGACUACAGCUUUGUUUUCUUCUAGUUUUCCUCCUUGCUCAUGGGGAGGAAAUUCGGGUCAUGUCCAGACUUGUCCAUCGAGUGUUCUUUUUUUUUUUUUUUUUUUUUUUUUUUUUUUUUUUUUUUUUUUUUUUUUUUUUUUUUUUUUUUUUUUAAUUUUUGCCUGUAAUGCUGAAUGAGGCACAGUUUUGUCUUCCACCACACGAAUUAUUGCUUAAGAAAUAUGUCCUAUCAUGUUAUUUAGAAAUAUAAAUUCUUCUAAAGGUUUAUGCCAUGGUACACGGUUAAUUUGUUGC
Molecule: messenger RNA, 3398 nt
Organism: Juglans regia (Persian walnut)
Lineage: Eukaryota; Viridiplantae; Streptophyta; Magnoliopsida; Fagales; Juglandaceae
Product: WD repeat-containing protein 43-like
Exons: 10
Coding region: 806-2692 (628 amino acids)
Molecular function (GO): protein binding
Source: RefSeq, a predicted model, not a curated record